AUGGGAUUGAUAGAUGGUCUUUUGGGUGGUCUUCUAGAUGGAGAUUCAUCAAUUUCUUCUGUUCCUACUUCUACAAUCACACAAUCUCCAGCUCAAACUCAGAACCAAAAUCCCACUCAAACACAGAAUGAAAAUCAGACAAAUGACGAUGAUAACCAAAAUGAGAAUGGAUCUGGUAAAAAGAAUAAAAAUAAGGAUAUCACUUCCACUUCCACAUCAUCUUCUACUACCGCUGAAGUGACGAGUACGGAUACUUCCACUACUGGUGAAGCGCCACCUGCGACUUCUAAAUCUCAGACCAAUGUCAGCGUUCCAACUUCGACCAACGUGGGUUCGAUUAGUAAAUCAGAAGUUGGUCAGACGGAUGAUGCUAUAACUUCUUUUACUUCCACCUCAACCACAUCCACGUCCUCGUCCAUCACCAUUUCUUCAACUACUUCUCUCACUUCGGCGAGUUCAACUAUUUCAACCACGACGAAAACUUCAACUAUAUCGACUCUUCCUUCAAGCUCGAUACAAGGGAACGGUACCGUCGCUCAGAUCAAAACGCAGAAUGACGCUGUCAAGACUAAUGGUGAUAUCUUUGAUCCGAAGAAUAAGUUGUUUCCGUUGGGUAUUGUGGUAGCUAUUGUCGCUGGCCUAUUCUUCAUAAUAAUCACCACCAUGCUACUCAUCCGUGUCUUAGGAUUCACAAAACGUCGUCGACUUCGACACAGAGCAAUCUCUUUCGUUUCACCCGAUCCAAAAUUCGAUCCGGGUGAAGAAAAGUUUGAAACGAUCACCACGAAUUUAGGAAGAGAUAUGGAAAGGGGUUUUGAUCCCAUCGCUUCGACUACCAAUUUGACCAGGGCUCCUUCGUGGGGUUCUGAAGGUGGUGGGUCGAACGGAUCUAGGUCAGAAUUAGGAAGGGUGAAUGAACAGACGGGAAUGAGAUUUCAACAAUCAGGAAUGAGGUACGAUGAACAAUCUCGAAUGGAAUAUGGUGGACGACCAGGAAUCAAGUAUGAUGGACAAGGAAUGAGAUAUGAUACAGAAAGGGAAAGAGGAUUUGGUCAAAUUGAAGGAUUUCAAAGAGGUUAUAUCGAUCCUUCUUACGCCCCUGACAUCGGAGGUGGAGGGGAAAGGAAUAUGGAAGCUUACGACGCUACUUUCUUCCCCCCGCAACAAUACGUCAAUGGGAAUGGGAAUGGGAAUGGAGAUAAUCUAGGUGUGACAGAAGAAGAAAUGGAAAUGGGUUCACCUGUACCUUCUUUCCUUACUGGUCGAAUGGGACAGCCUGGUCAAGUCGGACAAGCUGGAAAAGCUGGGCAGGUUGGAAAAGAGGGACAGAUGGAAUACGUACAAUCUGAUCAAUCCAAAAGAGUACCGAGUCAACGUGAUCAGAUCGGGAUGGGUGUUGGGAAGGGAUACGUCCAAUCUGAUAAAUUUUCUCAAGCAGAUAUGAGAGGUUUUCGACAAGAACAACAAACAAAGUAUCUACCACAAUCACGUCCUCUCCCUAACUUUUCAAACCAACAAACCCAACAACUCGAAUCCACCAGGGGAAUAGCCUCAAAUGGACGAGUAGUAGAAGAACGAAUCGAUGGGAGUACAAGAGUAUCGGGAGGAGGAAUGGACGGAAGUCAAGGAUCUAAAGUUAUAGGUCGGAACCCAAGUUCUAGCGGUAGGAUCUUAGUUGAUACUAAACUUUCUAGAAAAGAUUCAAAUUCUUCUUUCGUUUCUAGAUCUACCUCUUCUUCCGGAUCGACUGAGUUUAAGGGAGAAUCAAGGAGAUAUAUGGCUUCUCGGACCGAGAGGGGAAAUGGAUUUGCGUAA
Molecule: messenger RNA, 1815 nt
Organism: Tremella mesenterica DSM 1558
Lineage: Eukaryota; Fungi; Basidiomycota; Tremellomycetes; Tremellales; Tremellaceae
Exons: 3
Coding region: 1-1815 (604 amino acids)
Source: RefSeq, a predicted model, not a curated record